AUGGACAGCAUAUUCAGUUCCCUUCCCUUUUCUGCAUCUGCAGAUCCCACAUUUGACAAUUUCUCCAAUUGCCUGACAAAAAAUGGAGUCCAAAGUAACGAGAUUCCCAAAAUUCUCUACAAUCCAACAAACCCUUCAUUUACUUCUGUUCUAAAUGCAUAUGUUAGGAACCUACGAUUCAACACAUCAACUACCAAGAAGCCAUCCAUAAUUGUCACACCGUUUCAAGUUCAACAAGUCCAGGCCACCGUUAUUUGCACUAAAUCGUCAGGGCUGCAGCUGAAAACCCGAAGCGGCGGCCACGAUUACGAAGGCAUUUCAUAUGUUUCCGCCAACCCUUUUGUAAUCCUUGACAUGUUUAAUCUCAGGAGCGUCGCCGUCGAUAUUCCGAGUAAAACUGCUGUGCCAAUUACUGAAAACAACAAGAAAAUGAUCCGAUUGACAUUCAUCGGAUUGUAUCUGGAAAAUUCAAACAGUCUUCAGGCUCUGAUGAAAUCCCAAUUUCCCGAAUUGGGAUUGCUGCCUAGUGAUUGUAAGCAAAUGAGUUGGAUCCAAGCGAUGCUGUUCUGGGCAAAUUUCAAAAAGAGUUCACCGAAACCAGAAGCUCUGUUGAGCAGAACUCCUGAUUCUGUCAGUUUCUUGAAGAGGAAAUCGGAUUAUGUGCUGAAGCCAAUCCCAAGUGCUGGAUUAACUGCAAUCUUCAACAAAAUGGUUCAGCUUGGAGAUGUAGGACUGGUCUUCAAUCCUUACGGCGGAAAAAUGAGCCAAAUCCCGGAGAGCGAGACGCCGUUCCCUCAUCGGGCAGGGGUUCUUUACAAGAUUCAGUACUCUUCGAAUUGGGGAACUCCUGAUCCCAAAUUGGCAGCUCAAAAUCUUCAGGAAGCAAGAGAUCUGUAUACCUUCAUGACUCCAUAUGUAUCAAGCAAUCCCAGACAGGCUUUUCUGAAUUACAGGGAUCUUGAUAUUGGCACCACUGAUAAUGGACCCAACAGUUACAAUGAAGGCAAAGUUUAUGGGAUGAAGUACUUCAAGGGAAACUUUGAUAGGUUGGUGAAAGUGAAAACUGCUGUUGAUCCUCAAAAUUUCUUCAGGAAUGAACAGAGUAUCCCAAAACUUCCUUCUAAAUAA
Messenger RNA from Oldenlandia corymbosa var. corymbosa, 1128 nucleotides. Lineage: Eukaryota; Viridiplantae; Streptophyta; Magnoliopsida; Gentianales; Rubiaceae. The record is from the annotation of a GenBank genome assembly.